AUGAAUUUUCUCCCGAGCCUGGAUUCUGGACUCGAUUGGAACCAAUCGCGUCUUCUUUCGAGGUUCACGAACCGUGAAUUCGUUCCGCAAGGAAUAUUCUCGGAAUCUUGCCUUUUCAAAUUCCCGCGUGGAAAUAUGCGCGGUCGCCGCCAGAACACGUCGCGCGCCGUCUCGUCACGCACAACGAUGAGCUCUUCGGAUACGCUCGCUCAAGCGUCCCGCCACCUUUUGGCCGGCGCUACUGAAACCAAGAGAUUCGAAUGGAUCGUCGUUUGCGGCAGUUUCCUCGCCUUCUUCGCCGCCUUUGGCAUCGGUGCCAACGACGUCGCGAAUGCGUUCGCCACCUCUGUCGGGUCCGGCGCGUUGACCAUUAAAAACGCUGUAGUCCUCGCCGCGAUCUUUGAAUUCUGUGGUGCCAUGUUCAUGGGCGGUCACGUCGUCAAGACAAUUCGCAAGGGCAUUGCUAACCAGAAAUGCUUCGCCGGUACCGGUGGUGCGAACGAUCCCGGCCUCUUGAUGUACGGCUGCCUAUGCGUCAUUUUUGCCGUCGCCAUCUGGCUCGUCAUCGCAUCUGCCUUCGAAAUGGCCGUCUCCACGACGCACUCGUGCGUUGGUGGUAUGAUUGGAAUGACUUUGGUCGCGCGUGGUAGCGAGUGUGUCAUUUGGACCAAGAAAGCGGACGAAUUCCCGUACGUCAAAGGCGUCGUCGCCGUCAUCAUCUCCUGGCUCUUGUCCCCGGUCAUCUCUGGCGCCUUUGCGUUCGUCUUCUUCGUGACCCUGCGUACUCUCGUCAUGCGUUCCGAACAUUCUUAUUCUCGUACUGCCGUCGCGUUCCCAGUGUUGCUUGCGUGCACUCUCAUCAUCAACAUCUUCUUCAUCGUGUACAAGGGCGCCAAGUUCCUUGAGCUCGACGACACACCGGUCGGUACGGCGUGCGCCAUCGCGUUCGGCAUCGGCGGAGGAUGUGGCAUUAUUGCGUACUUCUUCGUUACCCCUUACAUCCUCAAGACGACCGAUGAGCUCUUCGAGAAGCAACAGCUCGAAAAGGCGGAGCGUGGUUCGGGCAAGAAGGCCGAAGAGAAGGUCGUCCGUCAACCGCGCGAGUAUCCUGUCGGUGUCUUUGGCGCGCCGCGUCGCAUGUGGUACGCUCUGCAAGAUCAUCUUGAAUCUUCACUCGCCCACAAGGCUGAAGACAUUCUUGACGAAGACAUGGCUGUAUUGGCGAUCCACGAAAACGCCGAAAAGUUUGACGAAAAGACUGAACUUUGCAUGCGAUACUUGCAAAUCCUCACCGCGUGCUGCGACUCGUUCGCGCACGGCGCCAACGAUGUGGCCAACUCUAUCGGUCCCUUCGCCUCUAUGGUAGUCGUCUUCAAGAGCGGUAAAGUUUCGAAGGAAGCUGAAAUGGGCGACGAUUCAUAUUGGAUUCUCGGUCUUGGCGCUGCCGGCAUCGUCUGUGGCCUCGCCUUGUACGGCUACAAGAUUCUUCACGCUCUCGGUACCAAGAUUGCCAAGCUCACCCCGAGUCGCGGUAUCUGCAUCGAGCUUGGUGCGGCUUGCGUCAUCAUCAUGGGAUCCCGUCUCGGCUGGCCGCUGUCUACCACUCACUGCCAAGUUGGUGCCACCGUCGGCGUCGCCCUACUCGAAGGCCGCAAGGGCAUCAACUGGUUCAUCAUCGGUAAAACUGUGUUCGGCUGGAUCAUCACCCUCGUCAUCGUCGGCUUCUCCACGGCGGCGUUCUUCGCACAAGGUGCCUACGCUCCGAUGAAGAGCUACCCGUGCUACAUCACAGGUAGUUGCUAA
Messenger RNA from Ostreococcus lucimarinus CCE9901, 1803 nucleotides. It is a transcript of the gene Pho4, whose product is annotated as high affinity phosphate transporter, probable. The record is from RefSeq and is a predicted model, not a curated record. The transcript is spliced from 2 exons. Gene Ontology annotation, cellular component: membrane. Bases 1 to 1803 code for a protein of 600 amino acids. Gene Ontology annotation, molecular function: phosphate transmembrane transporter activity. Gene Ontology annotation, biological process: phosphate ion transmembrane transport. Lineage: Eukaryota; Viridiplantae; Chlorophyta; Mamiellophyceae; Mamiellales; Bathycoccaceae.